Messenger RNA from Ogataea angusta, 756 nucleotides. RefSeq lists its product as uncharacterized. Lineage: Eukaryota; Fungi; Ascomycota; Pichiomycetes; Pichiales; Pichiaceae. Gene Ontology annotation, biological process: GDP-mannose biosynthetic process; protein N-linked glycosylation; mannose metabolic process. The record is from RefSeq and is a predicted model, not a curated record. The coding region runs from base 1 to 756 and encodes 251 amino acids. The transcript has a single exon. Gene Ontology annotation, molecular function: phosphomannomutase activity. Gene Ontology annotation, cellular component: cytosol.
AUGUCCUUUGCCGAUAGAGAACAGCCAAAGACCAUCUGUCUUUUUGACGUUGAUGGCACCCUGACUCCAGCCAGACUCACCAUCUCGCCAGAGAUGAAGGCCACCUUGCAGGCCCUGAGAAAGAAGUGUGUUAUUGGAUUUGUUGGAGGAAGCGAUUUUUCCAAGCAGGUCGAGCAGCUGGGCUCCGACGUUCUGGACCAAUUUGACUUUUGUUUCAGUGAGAACGGUCUGACCGCCUUCAAGCUUGGAAAAGCCCUUCCGUCCGCGUCCUUUAUUGGCUGGAUUGGCGAGGCCAAGUACAACGAGCUGGUCAAGUUUAUUUUGAGAUACCUUGCCGAUUUGGAUCUGCCGGUCAGAAGAGGAACGUUUGUCGAAUUUAGAAAGGGUAUGGUUAACGUUUCUCCAAUCGGAAGAAACGCCUCCACCCAGGAGAGAAACGACUACGAGAAGUACGACUUGGAGCACAAGAUCAGAGAGAAGAUGGUCCAGGCUCUCAAGGACAAUUUCCCUGACCUGGCUCUGACCUACUCCAUCGGCGGCCAGAUUUCCUUCGACGUGUUCCCUACCGGCUGGGACAAGACCUACUGUCUGCGUCACAUCGAAAGCGAGGGCUUUGAACAGAUCCACUUCUUCGGUGACAAGGCCUACAAGGGCGGUAACGACUACGAGAUCUACACGGACGACAGAACUAUCGGACAUGCGGUCAAGAACCCUGAGGACACCCAGGCCAUCUUGAAGGAGCUCUUCAAGCUAUAA